Messenger RNA from Rattus norvegicus (Norway rat), 3875 nucleotides. It is a transcript of the gene Phc2, whose product is annotated as polyhomeotic homolog 2. Gene Ontology annotation, molecular function: identical protein binding; zinc ion binding. NCBI's taxonomy places the organism in Eukaryota, Metazoa, Chordata, Mammalia, Rodentia, Muridae. Gene Ontology annotation, cellular component: nucleoplasm; PcG protein complex; PRC1 complex. The record is from RefSeq and is a predicted model, not a curated record.
GGGGCAGCCAGCAGGGUGCGCGGCAGAGAGCCGAGGGGGCGGGCUGAGGGGCGGCCCCGGGAGAACGCGGCCAGGUGGAGGAGGAGCGCGGAGGCCACCGCAGCAUCCACCUGCUCUUCUGCCACCGGAGCACCCUGACUGUGCCACCCCGUAGGCCAUGGAGAAUGAGCUGCCAGUCCCCCACACAUCCAGCCGGGCCAGCAUCACCACCAACACCAGUGGGACCAAUAGUAGCAGUGGCUGCAGCAGCAGCAGUGGUGGUGGCAGUGGCCGCCCCACUGCACCCCAGAUUUCUGUCUACAGUGGUAUUCCUGACCGGCAGACUGUGCAGGUGAUCCAGCAGGCCCUGCACAGGCAGCCCAGCACGGCGGCACAGUACCUGCAGCAGAUGUAUGCUGCCCAACAGCAGCACCUCAUGCUGCAGACAGCAGCCUUGCAGCAGCAGCACCUCAGCAGCGCACAGCUCCAGAGCCUUGCAGCAGUGCAGCAGGCAAGCCUGGUGGCCAACAGACAAGGGAGUACUUCUGGUAGCAGUGUGUCCUCACAGGCUCCCGCCCAGUCUUCCUCACUGAAUCUGGCAGCCUCCCCAGCAGCAGCCCAGCUUAUCAACCGGGCACAGAGUGUCAAUUCAGCCACAGCCUCGGGCCUUGCCCAGCAGGCCGUGCUCUUGGGCAACACGUCCUCUCCUGCCCUGACUGCCAGCCAAGCACAGAUGUACCUCAGGGCACAGAUGCUCAUCUUCACGCCCACGGCCACCGUCGCUACUGUACAGCCUGAGCUCGGCACUGGCUCCCCCGCUCGGCCCCCUACCCCUGCCCAGGUACAGAACCUGACGCUUCGAACACAGCAGACACCAGCAGCAGCAGCAGCAGCAGCAGCCUCGGGCCCUGCCCCUACCCAGCCCGUCCUGCCCAGCUUGGCCCUGAAACCCACACCCAGCAGUAGCCAGCCUCUGCCUCCCACACCACAGGGCAGGACCGUGGUUCAGGGUUCCCCUGUGGGUGCCAAGCCUAGUGUGACUGACAAUGUGACGGAGCCACUCAAGACAGAUGGCAACAGCAACAUGGAGGCCCGGCCUGGGCCUGACCGCGCCACCGUUCCUACUGUGGCUACUCACCAGCUCACUGCACCAGCUUACACUCAACUGCAGCCACACCAACUCCUCCCACAGCCGUCAUCAAAGCAUCCACAGCCCCAGUUUGUGGCCCAGCAGCAACCACAGCCACCACGGCCUACACCCCAAGUCCAGUCCCAACCCCAGCUUGCCGCAGUCUCUCCAAGCCUGGCCCUACAGCCCAGUCCAGAAGGCCAUGCCAUGCCUCUAGGCCCAGUGACACAGGCCCUGCCUCUCCAGUGCUCUACUGCGCAUGUCCACAAGCCAGGGAGCAGCCAGCAGUGCCACCUUCCCACACCAGACAGCGGGUCUCAGAAUGGACAUCCUGAGGGUGUGUCCCACGCCCCCCAGCGAAGGUUCCAGCACACCUCAGCUGUGAUCUUACAGUUGCAGCCCGCUUCUCCAGUGCCCCAGCAGUGUGCUCCCGAUGACUGGAAGGAAGUGGUGCCAGCAGAGAAGAGUGUGCCUGUGACUCGGCCAGGCCUGUCCCCACACCAGCAAGCCAUCAUCACUGCCAUACCUGGUGGCCUGCCUGGACCCAAGAGUCCCAACAUCCAGCAGUGCCCAGCUCACGAGACUGGGCAGGGCAUUGUUCAUGCACUGACCGACCUCAGCAGCCCCGGCAUGACCUCAGGGAACGGAAACUCUGCCUCCAGCAUCACCGGCACUGCCCCCCAGAAUGGUGAGAAUAAACCACCACAGGCCAUUGUGAAACCCCAAAUCCUGACGCAUGUUAUCGAAGGGUUUGUGAUCCAGGAGGGGGCGGAGCCUUUCCCGGUGGGACGCUCGUCCCUGCUGGUGGGGAAUCUCAAGAAGAAGUAUGCACAGGGGUUCUUGCCUGAGAAGCUUCCACAGCAGGAUCAUACCACCACUACCGACUCAGAGAUGGAGGAGCCCUACCUGCAAGAAUCCAAAGAGGAGGGUACUCCCCUCAAACUCAAGUGCGAGCUCUGUGGACGGGUGGACUUUGCCUACAAGUUCAAGCGUUCCAAGCGCUUCUGCUCCAUGGCUUGUGCAAAGAGGUAUAAUGUGGGAUGCACCAAACGGGUGGGACUUUUUCACUCAGACCGGAGCAAGCUGCAGAAGGCAGGGACCACAACCCACAACCGCCGGCGGGCCAGCAAGGCCAGUCUGCCCACACUUACCAAGGACACCAAGAAGCAGCCCUCAGGCACUGUACCCCUUUCAGUUACUGCUGCCUUGCAGCUGGCACAUAGCCAGGAAGACUCCAGCCGGUGCUCAGAUAACUCAAGCUAUGAGGAGCCCUUGUCACCCAUCUCAGCCAGCUCAUCCACCUCCCGACGGCGACAAGGCCAGAGGGAUCUGGAGCUCUCUGACAUGCACAUGAGGGACCUGGUGGGCAUGGGACACCACUUCCUACCAAGUGAGCCCACAAAAUGGAAUGUAGAAGAUGUCUAUGAGUUUAUCCGCUCUCUGCCAGGCUGCCAGGAGAUCGCUGAGGAGUUCCGUGCCCAAGAGAUUGACGGGCAAGCCUUGCUGCUGCUCAAGGAGGACCAUCUAAUGAGCGCCAUGAACAUCAAGCUGGGCCCUGCCCUGAAGAUCUACGCACGCAUCAGCAUGCUCAAGGACUCCUAGAGUCUGCUGCUUGCCCACUGCGCCACCAGGCAGCCAGGGUUCUAGCCCCAGGCGGGCCCCGCCUCCUGAUGGAGCAGAGCCACACAGACAUUCCUGAGGAGCCCAAGAAAGGGCCAGUUUGGAGGGAAGGGCUCUCCCUAGGGGUGCAGCUGUGAGGAGGUCUGAGUACCUCUUCAGUGGCUCUCAGGGGCCAUUUCUGUUGGAAGGGGUAGAGGUAGGUGGCACAGAAGAUGGGGCUUUGCGCUUGUAAAUACUAAUAGCACUGGCUUCCUCCAAAGUCCCAAUGUUCUAGCCCCCCCCCCCUCUUCUCCUUUCUCUGUCCCCCAUUUUCCAGGGGGUUUAUGGUCAGGGCUCCCCAACCUGAGUUGGGUUAUUCCCAAGGGCAGCCGCAGGCCUGGACAGAGGUCUUGAAAGCCCUUGCCUUCUCUCCCCUUACCCCCUCCAGGCCUGGUUAAUCUUCCGUUGCCAGCUUCUCCCACUUCAACCUGUUCCCACAGCACCCAGGGGUUCUACCCCUGUACCCACUGCAGGUGGAGAGAGAGAAGCUGGGCCCAGUUUGGCCAUGCCUGCUGGCACAGACGCCUUAACGCUGUGUGUAUGACUGUGUGACUGGGAGCCUGGACUGGCUGACAGGCCAUGAGAUCCCUCUGGCAUCUCCAGGUGUUUUGUAGCAAACAGCCACUUAGUGCUUUGUCCUGGACUCCACUCAGCCUGAGGCUGGGGAAUAUAAAAGGCAGACCCCAAGAGUUGGAGAUUAGAGGUCCCCUCCAGAUAGCAGGAGGUUUCUAGGAAGGUCUCCAUAGCAGACUUGCAGUGCGUCCUGCUGGUUGGCAAACAACAUAAGCUACAGGGACGAGACCAUGUGGCCCAAAGGCUGUGCCGACUGAAGGCUGGCUGGAGGCACUGUGGACGAAGCCUUUGGUUUUCCACUCCAUACCUGCUCAUAAGACUUGUAUAGCAGUGCCAGCUACCUAAGGAGGGGCAGGCAGGAAGGGCCAGGGCCUGCCCCUGUCCUCACCAACUCUGGGAAGUCCGCUCUUCCUGAGGGGGGUAGGCACCUUCUCAGCUUGCUAUGCCCUUUUCCCCAUACCUCCAGGCAGGGUUGGAAAUGAAGGACUUUUUUAACCUUUUCUUUUGUUUUUAAAAAAUAAAUGUGUAAAAUCUG